Messenger RNA from Chondrus crispus (carragheen), 666 nucleotides. RefSeq lists its product as hypothetical. The transcript is spliced from 2 exons. Lineage: Eukaryota; Rhodophyta; Florideophyceae; Gigartinales; Gigartinaceae. The record is from RefSeq and is a predicted model, not a curated record. The coding region runs from base 1 to 240 and encodes 79 amino acids.
AUGAGGAGCGGUCAGCGAAGGUAUGGAAGCUUUUCAGGGAGGAACCUCUUCGAGGAGGGCAUAUGCAAGAAGUGUGGCGGUCAUAGAACACUGCAUACAAAAGUGGACUGCAGUCGUCCCCAAGGUGCGUCAAGAUCGUGUGGUUCUCACACGUACUAUAUUCGCAACGCUCGCGGAAGGUGGGUGUGCUGCGGUCUGUGCUCCAUGUGCAGGAGGGGUGCUCUGAAUCCUCCGCAGUAGUGAGCACGUCGUAGACGGCUGUGAAUUUGAAGUGUGGGGAUUAGGACGAUGUAGUGCAACACGACUACUGUACAUCAUAUACAAUGCACAAGCGUCUUCAACCAGGACGAGUGGUCAAAGCAGCCAUUCUUCACGGGGGUAUCCUCUUGGCACAUGCCAAACUGCAUUUUGCAUGAAGCCUUGCAAUCAAUUCUUGAUACUAGUUCUGAGAUCAAUCAGUGUCAGCACAACUUUGUAUCGGGCGACGAACUAACGGAAGAAUCGUAUGCACGAUGUUCGUCCAUCGAUCCUUUUAGAAAUGUGAUAGAGGUAUUCAGUUUCGCCAACACUGCUUGCUUGCAAGACUCCUCUCUGUUACCUUCACCAUGCAAGAUAGAACAGGUAUUUAUGGCCCAAUAAAGAAUUAGGGCAAGUCUGUUGAUUCUA